UUAAAAAAAAAAAGUAAAAGAAAAUGAUCGGAGCAGGGUUGUCCGACCCGCUUGCACUUGCGAUUAAGGCGGCAGCCACAUCCUAAACCCGCGAGGGAGACAGAGAGAGGGGCUGAGCUUGAGGCCGAAGGGAUGCAUCUUCUCUCCGCAAUUUCAGAUUUUAGCAUUGCUUCCCAUUGCUUCUCAAUUAAGGGAGAGCGAUCAACCGCUGUUUGUCAAAAGCGCGGACAGCAACUUAAGAUUCCCAAGAGCUUCGCUCCUCCUCUCAUUGCUGUGCUGAUAGCAUUAUCUCCUAUCACCAAAACCCCAGGAUGCCUUGCCCAAACGGUAGAAAUUGAAAGAGGCGGUGCAUUGUUUAGCCAAUCUUGCAUUGGCUGUCAUGAUGGAGGGGGAAACAUAAUUCAGCCCGGUGCCACACUCUUUUCAAGUGAUCUUGAAAGAAAUGGAGCUGAUGAGGAAGAGGAGAUCUACCAUAUUACAUAUUAUGGCAAGGGAAGAAUGCCUGGUUUUGGUGAGAACUGUAAGCCAAGGGGUCAGUGCACAUUUGGUCCACGUUUGCAGGAGGAUGAGAUUAGGCUGUUGGCUAAGUUUGUAAAGAUACAGGCAGAUCGGGGGUGGUCAAACCCGUAGAUGGUGUUUGAUUUCUGCCCCAGAAUAUUAUGCUUCAGUUACCAAUUAUUAAUUUAUUGUUAUUAUUAUUAUUUUGUAUAAUAUUGAAAUCCUACCUGCCAUAUUACGUAUUUCCCAAAUUCUUAUAUGAAUUAGUGACCCCUUAUAUUUGAUAUAUAUGGUACGGCUCUAGCUAA
Momordica charantia (bitter melon) is the source of this 806-nucleotide messenger RNA. It is a transcript of the gene CYTC6A, whose product is annotated as Cytochrome c. The record is from RefSeq and is a predicted model, not a curated record. Gene Ontology annotation, molecular function: heme binding; iron ion binding; electron transfer activity. NCBI's taxonomy places the organism in Eukaryota, Viridiplantae, Streptophyta, Magnoliopsida, Cucurbitales, Cucurbitaceae.